Lentinula edodes (shiitake mushroom) is the source of this 1394-nucleotide messenger RNA. Its product is annotated as carbon-nitrogen hydrolase. NCBI's taxonomy places the organism in Eukaryota, Fungi, Basidiomycota, Agaricomycetes, Agaricales, Omphalotaceae. Bases 232 to 1281 code for a protein of 349 amino acids. The transcript has 7 exons. The record is from RefSeq and is a predicted model, not a curated record. Gene Ontology annotation, molecular function: catalytic activity.
GAUUAGUGAUACAUUUGACCGAUUAAUUGGAGAAGCCAAUAACAAGAAGGAUACAUUCAAGGACGUUCCUCAGGAUGUUCGUCACAUUUACUCCGCGACAAGAAAGGCAAAACGUGGGGAGCACCUUCGGGGACGUGUUCAUGCUCGCCCGACAAUACGUGACUUUCCUCAGGAGUGGUUGCCUGAUCAACCUAUUAGUAGUUCCCGGAGCAUGUAAUAGCCUUCAAUGUCAUGCUCGUUUCUUACAACUCCAUUCUUUUCCGUCAUCGGGCCGUGACGCUUUAUAAAAGGGACCUCGAAUCGAUCACGAACAUCACUGUUACUGCCAUGUCUUCGUCGAGAAUUGUAAGAGCAUCUGUAGUACAGACCUGCACACAGGCCUAUUCACUAACAGACACAUUGGAUAAAAUGGAACAACUUACUCGCUUGGCUUCCGAACGAGAUGGGGCUCAGAUUGCUGUCUUUCCAGAGGCUUUUAUUGGUGGCUACCCAAAAAUGUCAACUUUCGGAGUCGUAGUCGGAGAUCGAUCCGCUCUAGGACGAGAGGAGUUUCUCAAAUACUACAACGCAGCAAUUGAAAUUCCCUCUCCCGCCAUCUCAAGGAUCGAGCAAAUAAGCAAAGAGACUGGCGUGUUCAUCGUUUCAGGCAUAAUCGAACGCGAUGUCGGCACAUUAUAUUGCACUGCGAUCUUCGUCUCGCCAGUUCAAGGUCUCGUUGGUAAACACCGAAAGUUAGUGCCCACAGCCGCUGAGCGCUUAAUCUGGGGACAAGGAGAUGGGUCCACUCUUCCGGUCCUCGAAACAUCUCUUCCGCCAACUGCAGAGCGUGCCAAGGAAGUGACAACUAAAAUUUCUGCGAGCAUUUGCUGGGAGAACUAUAUGCCUCUUUUGCGAACUUAUUAUUACUCUCAGGGAACUCAGAUUUACUGUGCUCCGACUGUUGAUGCUCGACCUGUGUGGCAGAACUCGAUGGUGCACAUUGCUAUUGAGGGACGUUGCUUCGUUCUAUCGGCCUGCCAGUUCGCACAAGAAAAAGAUUAUCCGGAAGACCAUCCAGUCGCCGACAUCAAUGCUCGAAAUCCUGAGAAUGUCAUGAUUGCAGGCGGAAGUGUUAUUGUUAGCCCGCUUGGAAAAAUACUAGCGGGCCCUCUGCUAGGAGAAGAAGGCGUCCUAACAGCGGAUCUCGACUUGGAUGACUGUAUUCGUGGCAAAUUUGAUCUCGAUACUACGGGUCAUUACGCGCGGCCGGACGUCUUUGAGCUCAAAGCCAACACAUAUUGAGGUGUUUGUAGUCAAUCCAGCUGGAAUAUGCUACAUACCAUCGAACAAAGUUCAAUUCCGGUCGCCUUGACGGUAUCUCGAACUCUAGGAUGAUUAUCCGCCAGUUGGCAGUA